ACAUCAUUCCAGUUUCUUACGUCUUAUCUUUGAAUUUGAUUCUCUGCAUCCUGAAUAAAUCUUUUUCUCUUUUACACUGAAACGUUUCAUAUUUCUGGAGUAUAUUUGACUGUUGAAUAGGAUCGUCAGCACGAAAUGGCCACGUCGGGCAGUUCCUCGCGUGCUGUCUCGGGCAUGCGACGACCACGACGGGGACCUCCAACCGCUUCAAAACCUAUUCUCAAAGUCGUCAAAACCGAGGCAGCGCCCGCACAGCCAAGUGAGGCAACGAGUCAGCGCCCGCACGAGUUAUCUUUCGAUGAUAUAUUUACUAUGCACAUGCUGGGCGAUGACGAGGUGGAUUAUCAGUGGUCCAAGCUGGAGCGCGACUCUGAAUCGGAAGAAUCCGAUGUAGAACGCAAGGAAACCGAUGAAACGGAAGAUGCGGACGAUAUCCGGACGGGUCUGCCCUCCCUGGACGACUCCUCCGAGGCGGACGCCAGCCCCGCACCAUUAUUCAGCGGCCCCUCCAGCGCGGAUCCCCCCAUCAUCCUCCAGAACACGGGCGACAAAUUCUGCUACGUCUGCCCGGAAUGCUCGCUGCGUUUCCAUCACGCCGUGUUACUAAAAUGGCACCGCGAACGCCAACACCCCGGACUCGCCCCGGACCCCGCCGAGGACGACGUGGUCACCGAGACAACCCCUCCCCCGGCCCCCGUCCCGCAGUUUGUCCCGACGGACGACCCCAGCAUCUUCGCCUCGGUGGACGCCACCGCCUCGGAUGACGACGCCCUGCCCACCGGGAUUUCCCAGGAUCAUGUGCCGCAUUCCCUGUGUUUCAUGUUCCAGUGCACGGAGUGCUGGCUGCGCUUCUGCACGGAGGAGCUGGUGACGCUGCACAAACGGGCGCAUAUGGAGGAGGAGUACACGGGGCCGUUGGGGUGUCCGGGGUGUGGGUGGGAGGCGGCGACGGCGGGGGAGUUGUUGGAGCAUGUCCGGCAGCACGGGGCGAAGCGGCGCGACCGGAAGUUGUGCCGGGUGUGCGGGGUGGCGGUGAUGCAUGUGCAGCGGCAUGUGGUCGUCAUGCAUCCCGAGGAGUUCCGGAAAUUCGCCGAUGAAUACUACACGCUCGGCUGUGAUCAGUGCGGGGAGAAGUUCAUGACCAAAUGCGCGCUGGCACGACAUAUGCUGGAUCGGCACAGCGAUACCGCUAUCCGCUGCAAAUUCUGCCCGAUGGAAUACCCCAAUUCGGCGACACUGUCCAAGCACGUCGGCGUGCACAAAAGCUCCGGCGGUUUCCAGUGCCCGAUGUGCCUGAAGUUUUUCGCUGCGUACGGCGCUUUUUCGGAGCAUUACGUCAAAAUCCACGCACCCAAAACCCUGACGUGCCCGCAGUGUCCCAUGCAGUUCACCUCGUCGAUGAAGCUGUGGCAGCAUAAAGCGACGCACAGCGCCCAGUACAAGUUCGCCUGUGAGAAAUGCGAUAAGACCUUCAAGCGCUCCCAGAAUCUCUGGCAGCACCGGGUGACGGUGCAUAAGGAGGAGCGGAAGCGGGUCAGACCGCUGCGGCGACCGCUGGCCCCACCGAAGGUGCGGGGUCCGGAUUAUGUGAAUCCGCGGAAGAGGAUCGCCUAUGAGGAUUUCCCGUAUAAAUGUGAGGAUUGCCGGUUGGGUUGGUUGAAACGCGGGGGAUAUGAGCAGCAUAGAAACCGGAAACAUUCCGGGAAUUAAUUGGCAACUGUGCUUCGAUUUUUAAUAAUAAAAUCAGGAUUGUUAGAAUUUAAUUAAAAUAAGGAUUCAAUGUUCAGUCGCGUUUUGUACUUACGUAUUCGUCGAAGAAUUUUAGUGGGAUUUAUUGUCUUAAGUAAUCUCUUGCGAUUUUUGUGCAGUGCAUGAGAAAGCUGAAUACAAUCCGACAUUAUGUUUUGCUUCCACGGUUCAGUCGUUCAGUGCCACUUGUCGGACGAACGCAUUUAAUAGUGAGUACCACAAUUUCGGUUCACCAGACUUGAAGAAUACAU
Molecule: messenger RNA, 2000 nt
Organism: Paramacrobiotus metropolitanus
Lineage: Eukaryota; Metazoa; Tardigrada; Eutardigrada; Parachela; Macrobiotidae
Product: zinc finger protein 628-like
Exons: 3
Coding region: 136-1710 (524 amino acids)
Biological process (GO): regulation of transcription by RNA polymerase II
Molecular function (GO): RNA polymerase II cis-regulatory region sequence-specific DNA binding; DNA-binding transcription factor activity, RNA polymerase II-specific
Source: RefSeq, a predicted model, not a curated record